Xenia sp. Carnegie-2017 is the source of this 1313-nucleotide messenger RNA. RefSeq lists its product as uncharacterized. The coding region runs from base 645 to 1250 and encodes 201 amino acids. The transcript is spliced from 5 exons. NCBI's taxonomy places the organism in Eukaryota, Metazoa, Cnidaria, Anthozoa, Malacalcyonacea, Xeniidae. The record is from RefSeq and is a predicted model, not a curated record.
UACGGGCAAAAGUAAAUUUAUGUAUAAAACAUUGUUUAAUGUUCAUCAGCACGCCCAUCUUAAUCAGACGCUCUUUUCCCAAGUCAUUUUUUAGGAGGAAGAAUGUACAGGCAGGCGCGACGUUGGUAACACACAAUUACUGAAUUGUUGUUGAAAGCAAAAUUAAUUUCAUUCAUCGUUUUCUUACUUGGUGAACGCCAACUAUAUGCAUGGCAAGAGUAAAAAGUCUGGUUUGUUUCGGCAAAAUAUUUUGUAGCUAUGUAAAUUUCACUGCAUCUCAGUCUGUAGCUAUAUGAUUUUUAUAAAGUCAUACAUAUAUGUUAUAUUUUUUUGCACAGUUUUGUUGAGGUUUAACCAUAAUUAUCAGAUUAUCAAACCUUGGUCUUAAAAUAAGACCUUAUAACAAGAAGCGACACUACUUUACAGAUUUUAGUCACGCCGACAGUUGCUAGGAGCAAGUGAUCGAUGUUCUCAGGUCGUUACGUAAGAGAAUGUUAUAAUAUAUAUGAACAACCUGAUCAAGACGAAAACUGUGAACGUUAAAAAAUCUUUUUAAGGAGUAUAAGUCUCUUUGAAAUCAAUAUAUUUUGCGGAGACGUCGCAAAACACAAAACGUGGUGUCUGUGAUUUUUUGUGCUGUUCAAAUGGGCACUUCUACAAGCAAAGUCUUCUACACCGAUGAAACAAAACCAUUGCACAAACACCAACUAAACCAAGUAAUUGCCACUCACUAUUACAUAAAGACGCCACAAGAAACCAGCAACUCGUCAGCCAAGGAUUUCAAAUUUCAGCAUUUCACUGAACGUUGCCUCCAACUUCAAGGCCAAAAGCAAGACUUGGAAUCCCAAAUCAGAAUGGAAUUGGAAAAAUGGCGCGGGAAACAUUGUAAGGACGCCUCACGUGAUGAGUGUAGGCAGAACAUUAUAGGCUUAUUAAGUGAACUGAAGACAUCUCAGCUCACUCAAGAAGAAAUGAUCACAAAAGAAAAGAUCAGACUGGAUGCAUUUAGAAAUUUAGUCAACGAAGACACUACAGAACGGCUGAAAGUAAGAUUGAAUUUUUUCUCACUGCUGAAUAAAGAACACGACAAGCUUUUGUAUCUCUUUCGAGAAGACUCGCGUGAAUGCAAAGCUAUUUGCAAGAAACAUUCUGACGUACAGUUGAGGAAAAGAACUGGAAGCAAAUUUGAAUCUUGGCUCCGUUGUCCACCGUGUACCUCAUAUGAUUAUGGAAGUGUUGGAAGCAUUUAAUUAAAAUGUUUGCAUUCCACUUUUAUACAUGUUAAUGAGAAAGAAUAAAAAAUAGAAAAUUUA